Melanotaenia boesemani (Boeseman's rainbowfish) is the source of this 1564-nucleotide messenger RNA. RefSeq names its product protein yippee-like 5. Bases 171 to 533 code for a protein of 120 amino acids. The record is from RefSeq and is a predicted model, not a curated record. The transcript has 3 exons. Lineage: Eukaryota; Metazoa; Chordata; Actinopteri; Atheriniformes; Melanotaeniidae.
UCCGGUGUCUGUGUGUUACGAUAAUAACAUCUGGAGAAACGUACAUAUUUUUUUAUUAGCCCGAGGAGGCCUGAGGCGAUUUUACGACACUAAAUAAAAUCUCUUUCUCUCUCUUUUGAACACGUAUUCAUCAGAAGUUACAAGGUUUUAUUGACCUGCUGGUAGCCAAAAUGGGGCGCAUCUUCUUGGAUCACAUUGGUGGAAGCCGCCUCUUUACUUGUGCUAACUGUGACACCAUCCUGACCAACCGGACUGAACUCAUCUCCACACGCUUCACAGGAGCAACCGGUAGAGCUUUCCUGUUCAACAAGGUUGUAAAUCUGCAGCACAGCGAGGUACAAGACAGAGUCAUGCUGACAGGGAGACACAUGGUGCGAGACGUCAGCUGCAAGAACUGCAACAGCAAGCUGGGCUGGAUGUACGAGUUUGCCACUGAGGACAGUCAGCGCUAUAAGGAAGGUCGAAUCAUCCUGGAGAGAGCGCUGGUGAGGGAGAGCGAAGGCUUCGCGCAUGCUCCCUCUGAUAGUUCCUGAGUUCACUAUUGUUUAUGUCACUAUGCUUAAGUCAUGCGUUCAACAGUGUUGCCUUCAGCAGCAGUGCACAUGCUUGCAUGGAAAGUGUUCCUUUUGUAAGUAGAAUAUAAGCAGAGCUACCCCACCAUAAUAUCUCUGUUUGGGUAUUUGUAGGGAGUUCAAACAAAAGGGUGAAUAGUGUUGCUUUUCUACCCAUUUGAAACCACCUACAGUUUCAGUAGGCGCCCGACAGGCAGUGGUAUUGUAUAGGUGCAGUAGGAUGUCGACUGCUGCUCUCAGAUGAGAAGAUUUUCUCAUGCAGCGCUCACUGAACUUCAAACAGAGACAGUAUUAACUUCUAAACAGAAAACUGGGACAACUGAGACCAUUGAUGCUGUUUGAUUUAGUUCAGUUAUACCUAUUUGCGUAAAGUAUGAGUAACUGACCAUUAUGCUACAAAGCAGCUCUUUUCUGAAAAGAUUUCAGUCAGAUGCAUUACUGAACAAUCUGUUGAAAAAACCUAUCAGUGUUAGGUGUAAUAAAAGAAAGAAUACAAAAGACAGAGUUUAGAAAUUUAUAUAUAUAUAUAUAUAUAUAUAUAUAUAUAUAUAUAUAUAUAUAAAUCAAUUUACCAUUGAUAUUCUGUGAACUAAGCCAUGUGUUUUUGACUAUAAAGAAUUCAUACAUUUUAUUUUAACCUAUUAGUAAAUAAGGAAAACAUUUAUCAGAAUAUGUUUAUGAUAGAGCUCCUGAAUUUAGCUGAUUUCAUUAAUAUGUAACUCAGUGCACUAAUUGCUGCACACAUCCUUUUCAUUAAAGAUGAGUUAUUGUCUUUUUUAUGUUCUUUUCUUUUUUUUAAUAAAACAACAAUAACUUUAGAUUUGUUGGGUGAGAAAAAAAUUGAAUUAAUCUAUUUUUUGCUCUUUUGUGUGUGUGUGUGUGUGCGCGCGCGCGCGCAACUUGUUUGGCAAAAUUUGUGUAUUGAAAAUGUGUGUAGUAGUAGUAUUAAUCUGAGAAACACUCUAAACAGGAUAAUAAAAAAUGGGAAAGUA